Molecule: messenger RNA, 1698 nt
Organism: Fonsecaea multimorphosa CBS 102226
Lineage: Eukaryota; Fungi; Ascomycota; Eurotiomycetes; Chaetothyriales; Herpotrichiellaceae
Exons: 6
Coding region: 1-1698 (565 amino acids)
Biological process (GO): secondary metabolic process
Molecular function (GO): CoA-ligase activity
Source: RefSeq, a predicted model, not a curated record
AUGUUCAGAUCUCCCUAUAGCAUCGACAUCCCCCUUAUCGAUGUCAAUACCUUCGUUUUCCAGUCGGGAAGUAAAGCUUCACGGGAGGCGCCUCAAUACUUCGACGCCGAUACACCUGCCAAAUGUUUUAGUCUGGCCGAGGGUGAAAUCUAUUCAAAAAGAUUGGCUCUUGGAUUACAACAACUCGGGCUUCAGAGCGAUGAACGCCUCCUACUAUAUUCCAACAAUCGACUUUUCUUUCCGGUCGUGAUUUGGGGAACAAUUGCUGCAGGAUGCAUUUUUACUGCAGCCUCUCCGUCGGCAUCGGUCACCGAAUUGGCUUACCAGAUGCGUGAUUCCGGGGCAACAUUGCUACUCACUGGGCCGGAUGGGAUUGAUGCUGCUCUCAAAGCCGCUUCUGAAGCUGGACUGUCGCGGAGCAGGAUUUACGUGUUUCAUGAUCCAGACGAGGAUCUGUCGUCGUACAGUCUCCAUGGCCUACCAUCAUGGACAGACAUCUGGACGUCUGAAGACGCUGUUCGACAUUGGUCGUGGAAACGUCUAGCUACCCUCGAGGAAGUCGACGGAAAGACGGCAAUUGUCAACUAUUCCAGUGGAACCACUGGGCUGCCAAAAGGGGUGCAAAUCUCUCACUAUAACCUCGUGUCCAACUCCGUACAGCUUCUGUUCAAACGUGCUUUGGUCGGAAGCACACCACAAGCACGUGCUCGGAAGGAACGACUCGACGUCUCUGGUGAGCGGUGGCUUGCGCCUCUGCCCAUGUAUCACGCCUACGGUCAAACCUAUUACGGCAUAAAUGCUGCGGUAUUGGGGGCGAAAGUGUUCAUAAUGUCAAAAUUCAACGUUAUAAGGUACUUACAGUACCUUGACGCCUACCGCAUCACAUUCAUGACAGGCGUGCCGACCGUCAUCGCAAUGUUGUGCAAGCAAGACGCUCCCGAACGAUAUAAUCUGAAAUCUCUCGAGCAAGUCGUGAGCGGCUCGGCGCCUCUUGAUCCUAAGCUGGGGAGACUUCUAGCAAGUCUGUAUCUUCGACCGGGUGUACAGGUCAAGCAAGGCUGGGGGAUGACAGAGUGCACCUGUUCCGCGACUGGUUUCUCUCCGGACGAGGAAGACGAUGGACGCUCGAUUGGUUGGCUGAAUCCUAAUUGCGCAGCGAAGAUUGUCCCUGUAGAUGAGGAACUAACCAAGCCUACCGGCUCUGGGCAGAAAGCUGGGGAAAUCUGGCUAUCUGGGCCGAACAUUAUGAAGGGAUAUUGGAACAAACCUGGGGCAACAGCAGAAACCAUUGUCCACGAGGACGGCCACCGUUGGUUGAGGACCGGUGAUAUCGGAUACUGCGAUGAUCAAGGAAAGUUCUAUAUUGUUGAUCGGCUGAAGGAACUUAUCAAGAUCAAGGGCCUCCAAGUUUCGCCAACAGAGCUCGAGUUGACACUUCUCAACCACCCUAAAGUGACAGAUGCCGCUGUUGUCGGUGCCAUGAUAAACGGGGAAGAAUACGUUCGGGCCUUUGUUGUCCGCAAAAAUGACACACUCACCGCGAAAGAGCUCUUUGAGAUGAUCCAGAAGAAUUUUGCUCCCCACAAAUGGCUAACUGGAGGAAUUUACUUCAUAGAUGCAAUUCCGAGAACAGGCAGCGGAAAGAUUAUGAGGCGAAAGCUGCCUCAAGUGCCGCCGACUCGGCCUGUGAAACUGUGA